AUGGCUGAGGUGGGUCGCCCAGACCACAACCCAAGCCAAAGCCCAGUGCGGCCGAGCCAGUGCCUUCUCCAGAUCGUCCGAGUGGUACAAGCACCGGGGACACAAUGUGGAGUCAGAAGGGCUGAGCAAGCAAGUGGAGGAACUGCGAAAGCAGGUUCAAGAUUUGACCACAGAGAAGACAGGGAGAAGAGGGAAAUGCUCAGAAGGAAGUAUGAGGAAUGGCACCACAAGGAAGAGGAAUUGAGGGACCAGAAUAGGCAGCAACGGCAGAGAAACAAAGAGUUCACAACUGAGGUCCACCGAUUGCAGCAAGAAAUGAGGGACAAGGACCCCCUGCUUGCUCCCAGGGAGGGGGACACCUCUGAGAGGGGUGAGGUUGUGCAACUCAGUUGGGAAGCGAAUGAGUUGAGAGACCAAAUAAGUCGACUGGAGCUCAGCCUUCGGCAGAAGGACAAGCAACUCACAGAAGAGGUCAGCCGUAUGCAGCAAGAGCUCAGGCAGAAGGAAGCAGAUCUUACUGGGCGACGUGCUUAA
This is a messenger RNA of Ostreobium quekettii, 534 nucleotides long. The record is from the annotation of a GenBank genome assembly. Lineage: Eukaryota; Viridiplantae; Chlorophyta; Ulvophyceae; Bryopsidales; Ostreobiaceae.